This is a messenger RNA of Juglans microcarpa x Juglans regia, 1084 nucleotides long. Its product is annotated as RING-H2 finger protein ATL56-like. The transcript has 2 exons. Bases 343 to 984 code for a protein of 213 amino acids. Lineage: Eukaryota; Viridiplantae; Streptophyta; Magnoliopsida; Fagales; Juglandaceae. The record is from RefSeq and is a predicted model, not a curated record.
UAUAGGUCAGCUGUUAUAGGUCAGCUACUUGUGUCUUCUUUAUAAAGACAUAUAUAACAACUACACCUGCUGCUUCGUGUUUUUAGCCGCCUUUUAAUUAGGUUGUGAGUUUCUUCUGAGUUAUGCCGAGAUAUGAUGGCUUGAGUACUUCUUCGUUUCAAGAAAAGAACAUUCAAAGUUGGUAAUGGUUUUCGCUAGCUAAUUUUGAAGAAAGAUAUAUAGUUGGCGAAUUAACCUCGAUGCGCAUGCUGGGUUUCUGAAAUGAAUUUUGAGAGAUGUAUUCAGAAAGAAUAUGGUGAGUAAUGAUCAUUUUAAUUUGGUGUUUCAACCCGGAUUCUGGUAAUGGCAAUCGUCCUAUCUGUGAUACUGCUUUUUGGGGGUGUGGUGCUCCUGGUUCUAAUCCAUGUUUGCAUUGUUGGGAGGGCGUUUAGUAGAGGAUUCCCCGAAGGAACUCAUGUGGUUGAGAGGAUCAGCAGCACUGGAAGCACAAGCAUGUCCCGGGACGACAUAAACAAACUUCCUUGCUAUGAUUACAUAGCCGAAGAUGUGACAAGGAGCCCUGUGGAUUGUGCAGUUUGCUUGGAGAAUUUCAAGAUGGGUGAAAAGUGCAGGUUGUUGCCGAUAUGCAAGCACAGUUUCCAUGCCCAGUGCGUGGACGCAUGGCUUAUGAAAACGCCCAUCUGUCCAAUUUGUAGAACCUGUGCUGACUCUUGGAAGGGCGGUUCUGUUUCAGGUGAAGAAAGUAGAUGUUUCAGCGAUCUCAGUAUUGAGUUGAGAGGGAGCCAAACAACAGGAAGUAGUCACCUCAGUGAUAUUCGGAUUGAGUUAAGCGAGAGCCUGACAAUAGAAAGUGACCGUCAUAUAAGUGACAUUGGCACAGAAAUACUCGGAGAAAACAAGACAGUGGGAAGCAGCCAUUUGGAUAAUGCUGGGACUGAAUCAGGAGAGAACCAAGCAAAUAUAGAUUUUCUGUUUGGUCCUUAGAAGACUCCUAUGCUUGAUACAGGCCGUGACUAAAGAUGAACCGUAAAGGUGAAUGAUUACAAGGAAGGAGAAGGUGAAAUUGGGGAGAAGAGAAGAGAAG